AUGCUGCCGCCAGAAAUUCUGGGGUUUAUCAUCGAGAAGCUGGACGAUGAAGUUGAUGUCCGAGCCUGCGCGCUCACCUACCAACGCAUGCUCCCUCACGCGCGAACAUCAUUCUGGAGGAGGAUGACGCUCGUGAAGGACGAGCACAUACGGACGGUCCUCGAAUUGCUCGACCACAUUCCCGAAAUCGCUCGUUACAUUCGCAAACUGCACGUUCAUACCUACCUUUCCCAAUCCGGACCACCGACUGCGCCUCCAGUAGGGAAAGAUGGGACUACGCAAAAUCAUAUGCGCGAUCUGCUGCUGCGACUUACAUAUCUUGACGAGCUCGCUCUCGCCAGUUUGCCCAGGGGUAUCAGCAAACACGAAGCAAAAGAUUCAAUCUACGAUCACCGAGUCUCAUCUCUACGCGCUUUCUUCCAUCCUUCGCGCCCAGAAUGUAAGGGUCGUCAGUCUGACGGGCUGCAUCUUUGCGUCAUUGCAUGA
Punctularia strigosozonata HHB-11173 SS5 is the source of this 486-nucleotide messenger RNA. RefSeq lists its product as uncharacterized. The record is from RefSeq and is a predicted model, not a curated record. Lineage: Eukaryota; Fungi; Basidiomycota; Agaricomycetes; Corticiales; Punctulariaceae. Bases 1 to 486 code for a protein of 161 amino acids. The transcript has a single exon.